Folsomia candida is the source of this 6139-nucleotide messenger RNA. RefSeq names its product rho guanine nucleotide exchange factor 26. Gene Ontology annotation, biological process: activation of GTPase activity. The transcript has 15 exons. The record is from RefSeq and is a predicted model, not a curated record. Lineage: Eukaryota; Metazoa; Arthropoda; Collembola; Entomobryomorpha; Isotomidae. Gene Ontology annotation, molecular function: protein binding; guanyl-nucleotide exchange factor activity. Bases 1935 to 5963 code for a protein of 1342 amino acids.
CCUGAAUGUAAUUUCAUGAGUGCACUAGUAUGCAUUCGCAGGUAGAGCUCACUGAUUGGCAAAAGGGGACAAGUCAAUCAAUUUAAGCCGAAACCUCAUUUUCAUAUAACAUUUUUGUGUGAUUGCAUUUUUAUUCGAUAGUGCAAAGUGAGGAAACUACAAGAUCACUUGUGUUUGAAGAUUCCAAGUUGAGUCACUUGUGUUUGUCAGAGAAAAUUUUCUGUGUAAAUUAAUAAAAUAAAUAAUUUAAGAAAUGUUCCAACAGGAGCUCUGAGAACAUUUUAGGUUAUCAUUGACAAUUUUAAGUGCCAUAACUAUGAAACAAGGUUCAUAUUCUUCCACAACAAUGUACAAAUUGUUUUUAUAGCAUUGAGAUAAUUACACAGGUUAAGCAUUUGCCAGUAUCCCAGGAUGUGUAUAAAGUUUUAUUUCCGAUUGUCUAUUAAAUGCAUGGGUUAAUUUUAUUCUUUGUUAAUUAAAUUUGCAUUUAUAACUAUUUUCAGAUCGCGGUAAUGAUGGGAUGGUCAUUUGCUUGGCGUUUUCUCACGGAUAUGAAACAUGACGCUUAAGGCUCAUGUAAAUCCUGUCAAUAAAGUCAAAGUGCACCAUGUUCAUCUGGUGAUGUAAUAGUUCGAUUGUUAUUUGCUAUUAUGUGACAUCAAGCUAUGUCACCGGAUCCAUUGAAGACAUAUUACUUUUUUGAAUAAAUCAAACAAUUAUCAACAAUCAGAGAAAUCUCAUCCAUCCAUCCAUUGACUCUCUACAUCAAUGUACAUACAUAGUUAAUUCAUCCAAGUGUGAAGUGAAUUCCAUCCAAUAUUUAAGUGUGCGUAGAACCGCUCAUUGGAUACAUACUUGUUACAUAUAAUUAAUUACGUAGCGUAGUUAUUAUUAAAGAUCGUAUUAAUAAUAACAAUGAUCCUGGGUUUACUACACGAUAUGGAUUGCAAUUCAAUUGUUUAAACCAAACCAUACCAUAAUACAGAAGACAGAAUUCACAUUCUCGUCCCAAACUCUGACCGUUGUUCAGAUAGGCAGACGAAAUCAAGAAAAUACAAGUAUCGCAUGAUACCAACCGUGAUAAAUAAGCAACUUAAUAUACAUAAAUAAAUUUUACGACUGACUACUCCACUUAAUUUAUAAGAGUAUUAAUCGAGAAGCAGUUGUGUGAAUUAGUGAUACGAUAAUGGGUGAGGUAAUAAUGGGAUUAUGAAUGAGGUGUUACAUAUUCUUUGCUCCCCUGUCUUGUUGUGGAGCAUGUUGAAUCAACAUGUGGCGACUACACGACUAAAAUACUCGAACGAAUUGGAUUGUGAACAUUGCGAACCUCCCCCUCGUUAUUGAGCGAUAAGUUGUGGAAAAAAUUCUUACAAAGACUCUUUGAAUGCAAUAUAGUGGUUACCCCACCUAAUACUUUAUUCGAUAGUUCUGACUGUGGCAUUGUGAGCAUUGGAAGUGAUCAUGUAGAUUGUAGUUACAGCGGUCGUGCAGUUCGCAAAUGACAAUUAACGUAUCAUUUAUAUGUGGUUGUUACAUGACUUUAAAAGGUAACAAUGCUGUCGUGAAAAUAAUAUCAAAUCAAGUGCCAACUACUUGUUAAUGCACUCAAGUGAUAAAGUGUCAACAGAGAAGAGAGGAAGUCGGAACUUGAAUCAAGAUUACGCAAUUAUUAAGUAUCUGCAGAUCAAAAAUGAGACUUUAUCAGACUCUAAAUAGACACUCAGCCUGGAAUAGUUUCACAUGUGUUCCACCCUCGGACCCGUAGUGAUAAAUUGUGUCCUCCUUGUGAAUGCAAUUUCGUAUUAAACGUAAAAAUUUUUAAACACUAAUGUCAAUAAUUCAGCAGGAUUUUUCAUAACGUUUAAACCUGUGUUUGUGCAAAAAAAGAGUUACUAAUGUGAAUUCUUGAAGAGUUUGCUAAAAAAAAUCGCGAUAUGGCAUCCGGUCUCGUGGCAAAGAAAAUUGCCCUCUUUGAACACCAAAAACGAUCUUCAGAAAAUGGUUGUCGCCUUAAAAGAAAACAUGCAAUCCGACGGAAACGGUACAGCAGAGACAGGCGUUUAACAUCAGAGCCUAAUCUGGUAUCUGCUGAUUCUGAGGAGGAAAACCUGGAUAGCACUCCCAUCCUGUUUCGGAAUUCAUCCCAAGUCGCAAAUUCUCUAUCCGCAUCGUGCAGUGCCUUGCUCGAUCUGAUUUACAACAGCAGAAAUCAGGACAACUGUCAAUUGAAGCCCCAGACACCACUCUCAUCAUCUCUUCGUCCAUUCAUCAACAUAAAGGACAAGAAAAUAUUAUGCAGAACUUCAUCUUUGGAAGAAACAUUUAUUCCGACUCGUGUUAAUAUCAUUGAUAUCGACAUUGAGAUUCGGGUUGAAAAACAAAGUCGUUCUCCUUCCCCUGCCUCUUACGCUUACGAUGAUUACGAACCCAUGCAACCUAUAAUCACGCCAAGUUGCAUUGAUAAAAUUAAGCUCAUUUCAAAAUUGGACAAAUCGAGUAAAAUUGGCAAUAAUUUGUAUUGCUUUAACCCCACUGAAAACAACAACAGCAGCAAUAGCACAAUGUCCAGCUCGAAUUCUUGCAGUUAUUUUUGUUCCAGUUGUGGAAACUAUAAUCAAAACUCCGAUUCCGCAGUAUUAGAACACAUUUACGAAAAUUUUAACCUAGUUCCUCCCCCACGACCACCCAAAUCGAAACCAUCAACUUUUGUUUCCACCAGUUCCUCACCUUUACCAGCUUUACCAGUCAAGCCGAAUUUGGGAAAUAAUUCUACUGGCUUGUGUAACAUGCUUGACGGAAGCAGUUGUAAUUACGAUGUCAUGAAGAACACAGAAGCCAAUUACGACCAAGGAACAACACAGACGACGCAAGGGUCGGUGAUCUUGGAUGACGCCUCAUCACCUCGAUGCGAUGAUGACGACAAGAGUAAGACACAGCCAGCAAUUAGUGCAGAGACUGCUGGCGAUAAUAGUCAAGACAAUGAAAAGGACCCAUUUUACGAGGAUCUUUAUGACUAUUGCCUCCCUCCGGAUUGUUGCGGAGAUUUCGGCUUUAUUCCACCUUCGUCCGUUACUUCUUUUGUGCAACACGACAAAGAUGAUGAAGUUGAGUAUUGCGAUUGCUCAACUAUAAUGGCAAUCGCGCACAACAAUUUAAAUAGCGGUGGCACGGUAAUUUAUAACUGCAGCAGUGGUACGGAAUCAUUAACAACGGUAGAGCCGCCUACUACAAGAAUUAGUAGGAACAGUUGGGAGCCAACGACAAAAGUGGUGAACAAUUUGGAGAGCAAAUAUGCUGCUUCUUCUUUAGAACAAAGCAAUAAUAACACGCUCAUUAUCAAAGAAACAAACAAUAAUGCAACCUACACGUUUGGGAACAAUUAUGACGAUGACGCUGUUAAGAAAUUCUUUUACUUGGGGUCGUUAUUAUCAUUGGACGAGGAAUUAACCUCUAAGAAUACUAAUGCGGAGACCAAAUUUGAAACAGAGAAGAGUAAUGAAUAUGAUGGACGCUUCCCUGUUACUGCAAAUCCUCACAAUUCAUCGAAAGUGGAUAAAAUUCAAUCAAACGUAAACAAUGGGCAUGUUGAAGGAAUUUAUGGCAAACAAUUGGAAUCCGCAGUGAUCAAUGACUCUAAAGACAAACAAGAUGAGGAUGAUCUCGACAAGCCCUUGCCACAUCCACCGUCUUCAACAUAUGCCUCGCCCAACUCUUCUGAUUCUUUUUAUUCUGAACCAAUUUACGGGAUAACAAAUCAGAUUACUCAUUUUACCAGUGGUACAAAAAACCCAGGACCCCCAGUCCCUGACACACUGAGGCGACCGUCAUUGGUCCCUAAUCCUUCUCAUCAAAAUGUAAUUAGCUGCAACAAUGUAAUUAGAAAUGAGCCAUCAAUAACCCCACAACCAGCAUUCCAUAAUAAACUCCCCAGUGUUGGAGAGAACUCGUUGAUUUAUGCUGACUCUAGCCCAACAGCAACGCAAAUUUUACUUCGAGCAGAUAAGGAAGAUGUUUUCCAACCUAAUGAUAAGUUACCUCCAAUCCCUCCUAGCAAACUGUCGACGAUGGCUAAAUCUGCGGGAAAGAAGCUCGCCAAAAAAUUCAUGGGCAUCCGAAAAACGUCAAAAUGCAGUAUGGAACACUUCGAACAAUCGUCUUCGUCUUGCUCUUCUAAUGCUGGUUCGGCCCUUGGGGGACAGUUGACGCCCACGUAUGGCCCAAUCAAUAGUGAAGUUACUGCCAAACCAGUUCAAGUUUAUGGGAGCAGUGCACCUCGGAUGGUUCAGACCCCAUCAUCAAAUGAUAAGUCGCCCAGUGGAGGAGGACAGCCCAACCCUCUGCGACGACCCAUUUCUAGGCCGAGUAUUCCUCCUCCUGAGCCACCAAAGAGCAUCUACGGUGGCAGCAGCAAUGGCAGUAGCAAUGGCACUCAAAAUUACAGUAUUUAUGACAAGUCUGAUGGAGUGAAUAGACGGACGGAGGAUGAUGAUGACUUUGAUGACUCUGAUUUUUAUGACUCUGACUCUGAACUAAUCAGAAAUUUUGUGUCACAAGUGCAGCCAAUUUAUUCCAUGGAGGAGGAGCCGUUAUACCAAUACUACGCGUAUGGAAUUUCUAUAAAGCCGGAUGAUGACUAUCAACCUGUGAUUCCAAAGAACCUAGGCUUAACUUUGGAUAUGCUGGUACCGAGAGUCGGUCAAAGGACUUUAUGGUGUGAAUUGUCUGAAGUAAUUGCUUCAGGAAUCCUUUCCAUUCUUUCAGACAAGCAGAAGCAGCUCCAAGAAGCUGUUUUUGAAAUAUUGACAUCCGAAGUGUCAUAUUUAAAAUCUUUGGAUGUUCUCAUAGCCGUAUUUUAUCAAAAUGAAGAGCUUAUCGGUGUUCUGAAUGAGGAAGAGAGGAGUUACCUCUUCGGUAACAUUGAGCAAGUUCGCGAAUGUGCGCACAGUUUCCUUGCUGAACUUUUAGCAAAAUGGGACGAGAGUUGGUACAUUCAAGAAAUUGGAGAGAUCAUCGAUCGAAAUACAAAUUCUCGUUUUAGUGUAUACAAAGAAUAUUGCAGAAAUAAACCACACCAGGACAAGACAAUGCAACGGUUGAGACACUCUAGAGACGAAUUCGUGAACGUCAUAAAAACCCUGGAAGAAGACACCCGAUGUCAAAUGCUGAGAAUGGAUUCAUUCCUGAUGCUUCCUAUGCAGAGAAUCACAAGACUCCCAUUGUUGGUCAAUGCCGUGAUACAAAGGACCACUUCCGUCAAGGAGAAAACCAAUUGCGAAAAAGCCCUCAAGAGUCUGACUAAUUUGGUUCUGGACUGCAACGAAGCUGCAAGAGAAAGUCAAGACGCAGAGGAAACUUCCGCAAUAUUGGACAAAUUGGAUUUCAGCCGUGUAGCACCCACCAAACCCUUGACAUCUUUUGGGCAAUUUGUCAUGAAGGGCGAUUUCCAGAAAAACCCAUUCGACCAAGGUCGAGGUGGAAAUCAGAUCAAUUGGACUUUCAGGAAGAAUAAGCGAACCAUGUACUGGCUUCUAUUGUUUACCAAUCAGUUGCUGGUAACAAAAAAGAAGACAAAUGGAAAAUUCGAAGUGUUGGACUCAUUUACACCAGAGGAAUCUAAUCUGAAGCCUCUCCCAAACUUGGGAGAAUUAGGAGUUGCAAACGACUUUCAAAAUUUUUUCAUGUUGCACUUUGAUAACAAGGAAACUGUUUAUUUCCUCGCUGCCCGUACAAACUCUGAGAUUGAGCGUUGGAAGGCGAAGCUAGACUCGUCGAAGAAAGCGGUCAAGAAGCUGCGUGUGGAGUCCAUAUUUCCGUACGACGCGCGCAGGGCCGACGAGCUAUCUUUUGGCGUUGGAGAUGUGAUUGAAGUGGGGCAAAUGCAGCCGGACGGUUGGUACUACGGAACAAAAGUCAUUGGGGGCCAGAUGGGGUGGUUUCCCUCAAAUUACUCUGCUGAAUUGUGAUUAAACCAUUAUUUAAGGACCUUUUAUAAUGACCUUGAACUGAACCAUAUUGUGCCAUUAUUAAUUUAAGUUUUUUAACGUUUUUUAUAUACCACAAAAACACUAAAUCAGUCUGAAUAACCAGAAUUAAUAAAAACAAAAUUGAUAUAAUGAAAGCAAGCCCUUCCAAAUUUCAA